Messenger RNA from Octopus sinensis (East Asian common octopus), 1289 nucleotides. Its product is annotated as DNA damage-regulated autophagy modulator protein 2. NCBI's taxonomy places the organism in Eukaryota, Metazoa, Mollusca, Cephalopoda, Octopoda, Octopodidae. The transcript has 7 exons. The record is from RefSeq and is a predicted model, not a curated record. Bases 212 to 1003 code for a protein of 263 amino acids.
GGAAUAGAAAGAGCGAAGGGGAGAAAUGAAAUGAAUAGCAGGAUUAAAAUGAGAAUGUUUAGAUAAACAGAAAGAUAAGAGGGAGUAAGACAGAAAAAUAGAGUAAGAGAUAAAUUGAAAUAAAAGGCGAGUCAACAAAUUAUAACAGAUUUCUCGUCGUUCGGCCGUUCAUUCCGCUGUUAAUAUUGGUUGAAUCCAUUUGUGUGCCAAGAUGUGCUUUCUCUUAGGUUUGGAAAUGUUACCAAUUUCUUUGGUUGUAGUAACCUUCCUGACAUUUAUUACUACCUAUGUAAUUUCUGUUUCAAAUGGCCAUGUAACACCAUAUUUACCAUACAUCAGUGACACUGGUGCUAAAAGUCCUGAAAGCUGUAUAUUUGGUCAAUUAUUAACUUUUUCAACAAUAAUAGCUUUAUUUACGUUGUACAUUCGCUUUAAGUUGAUACAAAGUUUGGUCAAUGUUGACAAUUCACGGAUACACGUUGUCAAUAAAGUUUCUUUUGGUCUUGGUAUAAUAGCAGCACUAGGAAUGAGCCUUGUGGGAAAUUUUCAGGAAUCCAAUGUCCUUGUUGUGCACGUUAUUGGAGCUUUUAUGGUAUUUGGAAUUGGUUCAGUUUACGAAAUUUUCCAGACAAUAAUGUCUUAUAUGAUGUACCCCAUGUACAAUGGAAAGAAAAUUAUUAUAAUUAGAAUGGUGUUAUCUAUUUUCUCUGUAUUUUUCUUCAUUAUGACAUUCAUUGGAGCCGGCUUAGCUGGCAAAGAAUAUAAAGGUAACCCUUUAGCUUGGCGCCCAGAGGAUGAAGGAUUCUCUUACCAUAUUCUGAGUACCAGCUGCGAGUGGCUACUUUCUGUUUCAUUCCUUGCAUACUUCCUGACAUUUAUUCAUGACUUUCAAAAAAUCAAGAUCAACGUUGUUGGCGUCAUGUCUGUUACACACCUCGAUCAGUCACCAAGCAUCAUCGCAAACGAUGACUCACUAUCAAGUUCAAAUCAAAACUGUUUUUAAUAUCUAUUACAUAGGUUCCCACACAAAAUAUUUGAUUGAAAUAUUCCAUCACGUAUUUGAACAGAACAUUACAGAAGUGACUUAUUGUUAAUGGAAAAAAAAAUCAACUUCUUUUAAAUAUUAUUUUUUUAAAGAUUAUGAAUUUUAUGGAUGUAGAUUUAUUUUUUAUAAUUUAAAAUUUAAAACAAGUAUUUAAUAUGCUCAAAGAUUUAUGAAUGAAAAUAAUAUGUAAUAUAAUAUCAUAUGUAUGUAUACAUAAUUAAAAUAUUUUUAUAUAAAUCUUAAA